GCCCUAUUAAAGAUCACCGUUUCUAUCAGAGCACACAAACAUCUCAUGGAUCCUCCGUCCACCGACCUUCCGAAACCCCCAGUGCCCUAUGUCGAGGGUUGGGUAUUCAGUGUCCAAUCACACAUUCCUCCCCCCCCGACACCUGUGACUAAAGAUUGUUGCCGUAACUUUCAAGCUGGUAGGGUGGAAAGAAGGCAGCUUCUCCCAGUCGAACGAUGCCUGCGACAUCCUCCAUUGCCAGGAAACAUGGAACCACGCACUGUCGACUUGAAGGUUCUUGAUUUAUUGCAGGUGGGAGACGCCUGCAAUGCUCAGGUCUUUACUGUGCAGAUUCUCGAAGUUAGACCUGAUCCUCAAUAUUUUCAAUCAAAUAGAAAAUUGGUUGCCAAAAUAUACGACCCUCUUUAUUUCAGUGAUGAGGAGGGAUUUCUUAAUCCUUUUCAUUGCGUGGACAAGCAUUAUACCCAUGAGGCUCAUGCUUACAAUGUCCUAUCCAAGUCACAUGGAGGCCGAGUACCCAGGUUUUAUGGAUCUUAUUCGUUGAAUAUUCCUGUUGACAGAUCUGAAAUGCGCACCGUUCGACUUAUUCUGAUGGAAUAUAUACCAGGGAUAUCAAUGCAACAAGCCAAUCCAGAAAAAUUUUCUCGCCUUGCUCGCCAAGAGAUCAUGAAAUCAGUGAUCAACUUCGAAAGUCAGCUGUAUGAGCAAGAUAUCUUGCUCACAGAUCUAAGCCCUAGAAAUGUCAUAAUGAUGGAGAAGCCCAGCUUUGACCCGAGACAAGACCUUCUUUUCCUUGACUUUGCUGGUGCUCUUUUUGGGCGCAGAAGGGAUGAUCCAGUUACUAUUGAAUCAAACCUAUUCCUCGGUCGGUAUAUUUCACCUCUUUUACGGUGGAAUAAGACUAUGGCAAUGCAAUUUAAUGACUGGAUUGAUUGGGAUUGGCAGCCCUGGAUUGAAGCUGAGUAUGCUCACACGGCUGCAACAAUUACACCGGAAAUGCAGGACACAUACUGUUGAUGACAAUUGCUACUGUUUGCUCGCUCUGCAUUUUCUUUAUUCUGUAUGGUGGUCACAUUCUAACACACUUUAGCAAGUCUCAUGUGGGAGGCCAUAUCUUUUCUUUUCAACAAAGGUUUGAGGUUUUUUUCGUACAAAUCCAUCACUUUGUUUUGUCUCACCAAAUAUGAAUUCAUCAUUGUAUAAUGAACUUAGCAUUGUGCCAACACAGUUUGGAAGAAAAAUAACACAACUUCCCGGAGGAUGGGUAUGGAGCAGUGGAGAAUAAUUUCCUUGCACACUCUAGAAAUCUAGCUAGAAAUCCAUUUGAGAAUCUGAAUGUAAGCUU
Messenger RNA from Histoplasma capsulatum G186AR, 1345 nucleotides. RefSeq lists its product as uncharacterized. Bases 46 to 1017 code for a protein of 323 amino acids. Gene Ontology annotation, molecular function: ATP binding; protein kinase activity. Lineage: Eukaryota; Fungi; Ascomycota; Eurotiomycetes; Onygenales; Ajellomycetaceae. The record is from RefSeq and is a predicted model, not a curated record. Gene Ontology annotation, biological process: protein phosphorylation. The transcript has a single exon.